AUGGCGGCUCCCCGGGCCUCAUGUUGGCUGCUGGUGGUUGUGGGGCCCUUCCGGCCGCUGGCUGCUACGGGGAGAGGGGCCCGGCCGCCCAGGGAGGGUGUAAUGGCAGCGUCCCUGCGCCGCAGCCUGAGCGUCGCCGCCUUCACACCUCUCCUUGGAGCUCGGGUCCCGCGGGUGCUGCUGACAUUGAGAAGUGGUGUUAGAUUUCCAGGAGUUAAAUGUUACCCCUUUGUUUCUUCUGCCUCCUUCCACAAGAGCAGCCCUUUGGCCAAAGAGGAUUAUUACCAGAUACUGGGAGUGCCCCGAAAUGCCAGCCAGAAGGAGAUCAAGAAAGCUUAUUACCAGCUUGCCAAGAAAUACCACCCAGACACAAAUAAGGAUGAUCCCAAAGCCAAGGAGAAGUUCUCUCAGCUGGCGGAAGCAUACGAGGUACUAAGUGAUGAAGUGAAGAGGAAGCAGUAUGAUGCUUAUGGCUCGGCUGGCUUUGACACUGGUACCAGCAGCUCUGGGCAGAGCUACUGGAGGGGAGGCCCCACGGUUGACCCUGAAGAGUUGUUCAGGAAGAUCUUUGGAGAGUUCUCAUCAUCAUCAUUUGGGGAUUUCCAGGGUGUGUUUGAUCAACCUCAGGAGUACAUCAUGGACUUGACCUUCAACCAAGCUGCAAAGGGUGUCAACAAGGAGUUUGUGGUGAAUAUCACUGACACCUGUGCGCGAUGUGAUGGCAAAGGGAACGAGCCUGGCAGCAAGGUGCAACACUGCCACUACUGUGGUGGCUCUGGCAUGGAAACCAUUAACACAGGCCCCUUUGUGAUGCGUUCCACCUGCCGGAGGUGCGGCGGCCGAGGCUCCAUCAUCAUCACACCGUGCAUAGUCUGUAGAGGGGCAGGGCAGGCCAAGCAGAGGAAGAAGGUGGUUAUUCCAGUGCCUGCUGGAGUGGAGGACGGCCAGACUGUGAGGAUGCCCGUAGGAAAGAGAGAGAUUUUUGUCACCUUCAGGGUGCAGAAGAGCCCAGUCUUUAGGAGGGACGGUGCAGACAUCCACUCGGACCUCUUCAUCUCUGUAGCUCAGGCCAUCCUUGGCGGGACAGCCCGUGCCCAGGGCCUCUACGAGACUAUCAACGUGACAAUUCCCCCUGGGACUCAGACAGAUCAGAAGAUUCGAAUGGGUGGGAAAGGCAUCCCCCGGAUUAACAGCUAUGGCUAUGGUGACCACUACAUCCACAUCAAGAUCAGAAUCCCAAAGAGACUGACAAGCCGGCAGCAGAGCCUGAUCCUGAGCUAUGCAGAAGAUGAGACGGAAGUGGACGGGACGGUGAAUGGCGUCAGCCACACCAGCACAGGUGGCAGUGCCGCGGAUAGCUCUGCAGGAGGCGAGGCUAGGCGCGAGGCAGGGGAGGACAAAGAGGGAUUCCUUUCCAAACUUAAGAAAAUGCUUACCUCCUGA
Messenger RNA from Elephantulus edwardii (Cape elephant shrew), 1443 nucleotides. It is a transcript of the gene DNAJA3, whose product is annotated as DnaJ (Hsp40) homolog, subfamily A, member 3. The record is from RefSeq and is a predicted model, not a curated record. The coding region runs from base 1 to 1443 and encodes 480 amino acids. Gene Ontology annotation, molecular function: ATP binding; protein kinase binding; heat shock protein binding. NCBI's taxonomy places the organism in Eukaryota, Metazoa, Chordata, Mammalia, Macroscelidea, Macroscelididae. Gene Ontology annotation, biological process: mitochondrion organization; protein folding; negative regulation of apoptotic process. Gene Ontology annotation, cellular component: mitochondrion. The transcript has 11 exons.